AUGCAUGCGCGCACUAUGGGAUACAAAGUUGUGUUCACGGAUCAUUCGCUAUACGGAUUUGGUGAUGUAGGAAGUAUUCACAUGAACAAGGUUCUGCAGUUCACUUUAGCAGAUGUGACUCAAGCUAUUUGUGUUUCUCAUACGAGUAAAGAAAAUACGGUUUUGAGAUCAGGACUGCCCCCUGAAAAGGUUUUUGUUAUUCCAAAUGCUGUCGACACUGCCAUGUUUAAGCCUGCUCCAGAGCGACUUAGUGAUCGUGAAAUUGUAAUUGUUGUGAUAAGUCGAUUGGUUUACCGAAAAGGAGCAGAUCUGCUUGUUGAAGUUAUCCCUGAAGUGUGCCGUUUACAUUCCAAUGUACGCUUCAUUAUUGGAGGAGAUGGACCUAAAAGAGUGAGGCUGGAAGAAAUGAGGGAAAAACACUCUCUCCAAGAUCGAGUAGAUAUGUUGGGUGCUGUCCCACAUGCUAAAGUUCUUCCAGAUGAUAUGAUUGUCCUUGCAGAGCCGGAUCCAAAUGACAUGGUACAAGCAAUUACAAAGGCUAUCCAUAUACUUCCCCAUAUUGAUCCGCAAGCAAUGCACACUCGGAUGAAGACACUGUACAGUUGGCAUGAUGUUGCUAGAAGGACAGAGAUUGUUUAUGAUCGGGCUUUGAGAUGUUCCAGUCAGAAUCUCUUAGAACGAUUAUCCAGGUACCUUCCAUGCGGUGCUUGGGCGGGCAAGAUCUUUUGCUUGGUCAUGAUAAUUGAUUUUUUGUUCUGGCAUCUCUUGCAACUAUGGCAGCCUGACAGGGACAUCGAGGUUGUACCUGAUAUUCUUCUAACAAAUCGCCGAGGCGAGACAUUACAGGAUUUUAAUAUUGAUGAUCGUUUGAGAUAG
Molecule: messenger RNA, 876 nt
Organism: Fraxinus pennsylvanica
Lineage: Eukaryota; Viridiplantae; Streptophyta; Magnoliopsida; Lamiales; Oleaceae
Source: the annotation of a GenBank genome assembly